Molecule: messenger RNA, 579 nt
Organism: Panicum hallii
Lineage: Eukaryota; Viridiplantae; Streptophyta; Magnoliopsida; Poales; Poaceae
Product: 40S ribosomal protein S21-like
Exons: 4
Coding region: 133-378 (81 amino acids)
Biological process (GO): translation; endonucleolytic cleavage in ITS1 to separate SSU-rRNA from 5.8S rRNA and LSU-rRNA from tricistronic rRNA transcript (SSU-rRNA, 5.8S rRNA, LSU-rRNA); endonucleolytic cleavage to generate mature 3'-end of SSU-rRNA from (SSU-rRNA, 5.8S rRNA, LSU-rRNA)
Cellular component (GO): cytosolic small ribosomal subunit; ribosome
Molecular function (GO): structural constituent of ribosome
Source: RefSeq, a predicted model, not a curated record
UUCACGUACCAAUCCCGACCACCUGUUUCCCUCAUCUCUCUUCGACGUCACGCCGCCGCAGCUCACGUCUCGUGCUCGUCUUCCCCUUCCCGAGAAGGAUCCAUUGUUGUCGUAUCCCCCCAAGUUGCCAUCAUGCAGAACGAGGAGGGUAAGAUGGUGGACCUUUACGUCCCCAGGAAGUGCUCUGCCACGAACAGGAUCAUUACUGCGAAGGACCAUGCCUCAGUCCAGAUCAACAUUGGGCACUUGGAUGAGAAUGGGCUGUAUGACGGCCGCUUCACCACAUUUGCUCUCUCUGGAUUCGUCCGUGCUCAGGGUGAUGCUGACAGUUCUUUGGACAGGCUGUGGCAGAAGAAAAGGGCUGAGAUCAAACAGUAGAUGAAUUUACAUGGAAGGUUUCGGUAGACCUUGACGUAUUAUUAUUAGUAAACCUUGAAGAAUUUGUAACGGAUGUUUGUCCUAUAGCUAUGAAUGGUCAAUGGUGGGUAUUGUGAAAGUGCAGGCCUAUGUUGUAGUCCUGGAGAAUAACCUUGAACUCCGAACUACCUAUUUACUCCAGAGCCCAGAUGUGUUCUUUAA